This is a messenger RNA of Symbiodinium sp. CCMP2592, 2610 nucleotides long. The record is from the annotation of a GenBank genome assembly. Lineage: Eukaryota; Dinophyceae; Suessiales; Symbiodiniaceae.
AUGGAGCUGACGCCCACGCAGCUGGAGCGGGAGUUCACGCAGAUGGAUGCCGCAGAAGAGGAGCUCUCGCCUAGAGGACGGGAGCCGUCGGUGGCUCCGACACAACUGGACUCGCCUAGCUCUUCGAGGCACCCUGGCAUGCCUUCUCCCAGUGCUGUUUCGCAGGCUAGUACGGUGCCAGGGUUUCCAACUCCGUACGCCAAACGGUCACGGAAGCAGCAGAUGCAGGCCAGGCCAGAAGCGGUGGAGACUGAAGCCGUUACGGCUCCAGAGUGCGUGGACCCUGAAUCGGGGAAGCCCGGCAUGCUUCCGAGCCAGUACACCCAGGGCUUCUUUAGCACACCGCCUAGAAAGAGGCGCAGCGAGAGAGACUUCAGCCCUCCGUCUCAGGAGAUGCCACAGCAGAAUGCUGCCGCAAGCAGGGCAUCGCCACCAACACAGGAGAUUGUUGGAUUGAUAGAGGCACAACUGCCCCCAGAGGAUAUAGUGCCGUUGUUCAGGGAAAAUCCAGACUACGACAUCCCGUUGGAGGCGUAUGAAGAGACGGUUGCAUUCUCCAUGCACGAGGUGUCCCGGGACGUCAGUCGGAGCUUGUGGAUGGUGUAUUGCUUGCUGUCUGCAGAUACAGGGAGCUUGGGCGACCACAAGCUCCCUGGAGAUCGUGAGCAAACACUUAGCAACCACGGCAUGGCAUGUGUGGGCCGCUACUUGCUACAUGGUUCGCAUCUUGUAUACGAAGAGGCUCGAGCCGUGCAGAAGUCGCUGAGCGUGCGCGCGUGGACGUGGCGCCAAGAGUGGCCCAGGGCAAGACGUGGCAAGGAGGCGGUUGUGCACAUUCCACAGGAGGAGCGCGUGCCUUGGAAUCCCCGUGUCCUUCGUAGCCAGCUGUCACAACAUGCUGCACAACAGAUCUUCAAGCAGUCAGCUCCGAAGAAGAAGCCAGCAGCUACGGGAAGCAAUGACGAGCCGAAGAUGCCGGAGACAACCCUCACCGAGAUCUUGGAGCCUCUGCAACUGCUGGCGCUGGACCACAGGGAUGAGGUCGGCCCCUACAUGAAGCCUCUACCAGCUGUGGAACACCAGUUCGUGCCGGAUGUUACCGAGGAUGAGCUUUGGCCUUUGGCCCCGCUCUGUUCCGCAGAGCCUGUCUCAGUGCAAGCUCGCUUUCAGAAGAUCAAUCCAAAGACGGCUCGAUCUACUAACUACUGGUCCGUAGUCAGCACCUACUUCCUGGACUUCCUGGGCCAUCGGUGUCCUCGACUCCGAGAACACAUGGCACAGACUGGGCAACAGGCCAUGCGAGAACUGCGAUUGCAAAGCAUAUUGCAACUAGGAAUUGUCCACUGUCUGGUGUUCGACGACUUCGUGAAGGUAGGCAAGACCUGCUUCGAAUGUCACGGAACCAAUCUGCGGUCGGCAUUGGUCGCUCGGCUUCAGAAAUACCGUCAGGGACUGGGGGCCCGCGUCAAGCUGACGCGCCUCCCCGUGCUCUUCCUUUGCAAGUCGGAGGCUCACGCGAAGUUGCUCGAACAGUACACACAUUGCUUCAUGCGUGAGACCUGGCCCGAGAGCGUCUUGUCCUUGCCCUCGGACCCUGUCUCCGAUAGUGGCCAGGAAACCUACAAGCUCGAGUGGCUCUCGACAAUCGUAGACUUGCUGCAUCGAAGCUCCCAGAAGAGCGUGCGUCAGCUGACUGCUGGCAAGAGCCUGAUCUACCGGAUGCAGCAGAAACGCUACUAUGAAGCACGCGGCAUUGCAGUAAAGGACGUGGUUCUGUUUUCUCUUCCAGGACCAUGUGGGGACCUCCUCGCGCAGUGUGCGUUAAAAGGCAUGCAGGAAGACGUGGGUGUGAAAACGACGGUGAAGUGCCGUGCCUGCUUCCUCGCGGUCCCACCACUGGUCAGCCGUACUUUCCUUUGCGGCUGCCCGCUUUUGUUCGGCCCUUCGUUUGCGGCGGCACUGCCUCCGUCUACGUCGGCUCGGCCAUUGGCCUCCGCAACGGCGCUCUGCACCAAGGUCUCCGGCUCAGACGCUGGCGGAGCACUGCUCUGCGCACCGACGGGAACCGACACUGCCGGCGAAGAAGAGGCGGUACAGCCACUGUCGAUGGAGAAUGGUGGAGAGUCCCCGCUGCAGAGCGACAUCCUCGCAGACUCCUCCCUUGAGCCGCUCCUUGCAAGCUGCAGGCGCGAGACAUUGCUGAGGCGCCGUCCCAGCCCGAGGAAGAUUCCUCCCUUGACCUCACCCGUGGGUGACAGCGCCCCGCAGCCCGCAGCCCAAGCUGAUGCUGCCUCGGCCGCCUUGCUCGAUUCGCAAGCCGGGCCGCACGCUGCACGUGUCCACGCCGCUCGCCCCACCCAGCCGGAGUUCACCCUUGCCUCCCCACAUCUCCCCACUCUUCCGAGCAAUUCUCCUGCGCAGACUCCGCUUGCCGUUGCCGCUCUGCCGGCUGGCCCAACGGUCGCCCUCAAUGUGCUAGUUCGGGACCUCAGUGUCAACCCUGUCCGCCAGCAAGCCUCCUGUCGCUCCCAUUCACCGGCUCCGCAAAUGUCGAUGGAGAGCUGCCCCGCCCCCAUUGAGCGACAGCUGCGCCCGGCAGCCUGCCUGUAG